GGAAGCAGCUGCGGCUCCCCCUCACAACACAUGCCUUCUUGCUCUGCGCCGAGGACUGAACCGCUGAACUCCUCAAACUACCUGCUUUAACCUACCUCUAUACCUUUUGACUUUCUCGCUAAUUAAACAUGGAAGACCGUGUUGCACAGUGAUCCCCGUUGAACCCUGUUUUCUCGAGGGCGAUAACUUCAAAUCUCAAGUCCUCCGAAGGAUCUGCAACCUGUCAUCACCUCUCCCAGCGAGCGUGUGUGUCGGGGCACAGCGGCACUUCUGUCACUUUGUGCUUCCAGAGCCCCCUCAGCAUCCACAAAAAAAAAAAAACACCCAAAGACCACAGGCUGCAGGAUUAGAGUGAAGAAUGGGGUCAUCUGUUGCCCUGCCGUGCCUGCUGCUUGUUCUGGGCUUAACCACUAAUGUAUGGAGCCUGAACCCGGACGACCCCAAUGUCUGCAGCCACUGGGAGAGCUACGCUGUGACUGUUCAGGAAUCCUACGCUCACCCAUUUGACCAGAUCUACUACACCAGAUGCACAGACAUCCUCAACUGGUUUAAAUGCACAAGGCACAGGAUCAGCUAUAAGACGGCUUACCGGCGGGGAGUGAGAACCAUGUAUAGGCGCCGCUCGCAGUGUUGCCCCGGUUACUUUGAGAGCGGAGACCUGUGUGUUCCUCUGUGUACAGAGGACUGUGUCCAUGGUCGCUGUGUAUCUCCUGAUACAUGCCAGUGUGAGCCUGGAUGGGGCGGACUGGACUGCUCUAGUGCAAACACAGCCAGUGGAAGAGGCUGUGAGAGUGACUACUGGGGACCUCAUUGCAGUAAUCGGUGCCAGUGCCAAAAUGGGGCUAAGUGUAACCCCAUCACAGGUGCCUGUGUCUGCACUGAUGGGUAUCAGGGAUGGCGAUGUGAGGAGCCCUGUGAGUACGGCUACUAUGGCAAGGCAUGCCAACUACCCUGCCAGUGUCUCAAUGGUGCCACCUGCAACCACGAGACAGGAGAGUGCAUCUGUGCUCCGGGAUACUCGGGGGCUUUCUGUGGAGAGCGCUGCCCCUCCGGUAGUCACGGGCCUCAGUGUGAGCAGCGCUGCCCCUGUCAGAAUGGAGGAACGUGCCACCACAUCACUGGAGAUUGUUCCUGCCCCAUCGGGUGGACGGGUUCAGUUUGUGCCCAGCCGUGCCCUCUUGGCAAGUACGGCAUCAACUGCAGCAAGGAUUGUUCCUGUCGUAAUGGUGGACUGUGCGACCACGUCACGGGGCAGUGCCAGUGCGCAGCUGGCUUUAGUGGACGCAGGUGCCAGGACGACUGUCCUGUCGGCACCUUCGGUCCGCGGUGUAACCAGAUGUGCGAGUGUCAGAAUGGAGCCAAGUGUCACCAUAUCAAUGGAGCCUGUCUGUGUGAAACAGGAUUUAAAGGCCCUAAUUGCCAAGAGAGAUUCUGUCCUCCAGGCCUAUACGGCCUCAUCUGCGACAAGUACUGCCCCUGUAAUACCACCAACACGGUGAGCUGCCACCCACUUUCUGGUAAAUGCACCUGCUCUGUGGGAUGGACAGGGCUUUACUGUAAUGAGACCUGCCCUCCUGGAUACUAUGGAGAGGGAUGCAUGCUGCCUUGUAGCUGCACCAACGGAGCUGACUGCCAUCCUGUCAAAGGCACUUGUAUAUGUGCCCCUGGGUACAUGGGUGAGGACUGUGCUACAGUGUGUCCUCCUGGUCUCUACGGACGAAGCUGCAUGUCCACCUGCUCCUGCCAUAAUCACGCUUCCUGCUCUCCAGUCGACGGCUCCUGCAUCUGCAGGGAAGGCUGGCAGGGUAUGGACUGCUCCAUCCUCUGUUCCAGCGGUACGUGGGGUCUGGGCUGUAAUCAGACAUGCUUAUGUGCCAAUGGAGCAGCAUGUGACCCUAUGGAUGGCACCUGUACAUGUUCACCUGGGUGGAGGGGAGAGCACUGUGACGAGUCCUGUCCUGACGGCACCUAUGGGUUGGAGUGUCGUGAGCGCUGUGACUGUAGCCAUGCUGAUGGUUGUGAUCCAGUGAGUGGCUACUGUCGCUGCUACCCCGGCUGGACAGGAAUCCACUGUGAUAACGUGUGCCCACAAGGCUUCUGGGGACCCAACUGUUCAGUCAGCUGUUCCUGUCAGAACGGAGGAUCCUGCUCUCCAGAGGACGGUACAUGUGUGUGUGCACCUGGCUACAGGGGGACAUCCUGCAAAAGAAUCUGCUCUCCGGGGUUCUACGGGCAUCGUUGCAGCCAGUCGUGUCCGCAGUGUGUGCACAGCACCGGGCCGUGCCAUCAUGUCACAGGCCACUGUGAGUGCCUGUCGGGCUUCUCCGGUUCUCUGUGCAACCAAGUCUGCCCAAGUGGCAGGUAUGGGAGGGUCUGCGCUGAGAUCUGCCUCUGUACCAACAACGGCACCUGCAACCCCAUCGAUGGCUCCUGCCAAUGCUUCCCUGGAUGGAUAGGAGAGGAUUGCUCUCAUGCCUGUCCUUCUGGGCACUGGGGCCCUGAUUGUCUCAACUCGUGUAACUGUCACAACGGAGCCCAGUGCAGCACCUAUGAAGGAGAGUGCAGGUGCAGCCCCGGCUGGACCGGACUCUACUGUACACAGCGCUGUCCUUCAGGGUUCUACGGCAGGGACUGCUCGGAAGUCUGUCGCUGCCAAAACGGCGCAGACUGUGACCACAUCACUGGCCUGUGUGCUUGCCGAACAGGCUUCAUUGGGACGAGCUGUGAGCAGAAGUGUCCUGCUGGUACGUUUGGAUAUGGUUGCCAGCAGCUGUGUGAGUGCCUGAACAAUGCUACCUGUGACUAUGUGACUGGAACGUGCUACUGCAGCCCCGGAUAUAAAGGCAUCCGUUGCGAUCAAGCAGCUCUGAUGAUGGAGGAGCUGAACCCGUACACCAAGAUUAGCCCAGCGCGAGGCUCUGAGCGACAGUCGGCAGGGGCCGUCAUGGGCAUCAUCUUUCUACUCCUCAUCAUCAUGGCCAUGCUCAGCCUGUUUGUGUGGUACAGACAGAGGCAGAGGGACAAAGGCCAUGAGAUCCCGCCCAGUGUGUCCUACACACAGGCGAUGCACAUCACCAACACAGACUAUUCCCUGUCUGAGUGUGGCAGUACUGUUGCGAUGAGGACCAGCGCUGCUGAGGUCAACCAGAGCCAGGGCAGCAGUGGCCAGUGCUUCUCCAACCCUAGUUACCACACUGUGGCCCAGUGUAACGUUGUCUCAACCAUCUCCAGCAACCUGGAUGGCACUCUGACCCUCAAAUCAAGCACUCUGAAAAGUCGAAAUGGCUCAGAAUGGAGAGCUUACUGCAACCUCAACGACCUCGAUGUUCAACAGGGAGAAACACAGAGAGGCUCCAAACAAGAUUACAUCAAGGGCUCCAUGUGCGGCAACAGCUCCUGCUCCCUGAAUAGUGAGAAUCCAUACGCGACCAUUAGAGACCCACCAGGGCUGGCUUGCAAGCACACAGAGAGCAGCUAUGUGGAGAUGAAGUCCCCCUCCCACCGUGAGGUGCCCUUUGGAGGCACUGCCACCCUCCUGGGCAGUGCAAGCAGGAAUGUCUAUGAUGUUGAGCCAACAGUGAGUGUCCUGCAGGGACCCAAUGGAAUGGCCACCGGCUUCUCCCAAAGCCCUUAUGACCUCCCUCGCAGCAGCCACAUCCCCAGCCACUAUGACAUACUGCCCAUGCGUCACAGCCCCACGCACACCCCCCCGCCUCCCCCAGAAAGCCCCAGCUCCCUGCUCUAGAGGGCGAAUCCUCCGUCCGGCUCUGAAAGGGUGCCGGCAUCCAGGCAACGUUCAGCCAACUUUCAACCAACGGCCCUCCCUCUGUCUCCGAGUGUGUUCAAUUAGAUACUGAGAUGUUGAGACGGAGGGACAGCCACAGCUCUUCUGGACCCUGCACUCUUUGGCUCCCUCACUUACACUUUUUCUGUGGCCCUGAAGGAGGGAGGGGAGGAAAGAGUGUCACACACACCAGCGACCAUUCACCCAUUUUAUUUUCUUAUAGGACUGAUCAUUCAAACUGCUGCCCAGCCUCUUUAUGGACCUCCUGAAGUGGAACAUAAUGGUUCCAAACAGUGCUAAGGGCAGCAUACAUGGAUUGGGCGGACAGAUUAUUUACAGGGAGAGAGCUAUGCUCACGCUCGUUUUAAGCCCAUGAUAUAGGUUUACUAUUCUGGAGCAGCCAAGGGUUUAUAAUGCCCCAUAAACGGAAGGGAUUUUCUCCACAGGGAAGGAAGGUAUGGCAACCUUGACCAUUUCAAAGCAGGUGAAGAUUUACUACAUACAGACUUCAGAGUUUAUGAAUUGUUACUGCGUGCAGCAGCUGCAGAUCACAACACAGCUGACACGAAGAGAUUAUGAUAAUUUGCUAUGACGUGAAGAAAUGUUCAGUCAAAUAGUAGAGAACUCUCUGUUCAAAAUGUUAAACAUGGAAACGCAGCUGAGAGUGAUCCAAGUCUGAUAAAGCAUGGAUAAAUCGUAAAAUAUUGUAAAGGUCCUUUUAUUCACUGUUAUCCAGUAAUGAUCACACAGUUAAAAGUAAGGCGUAACAUUUUGUGUGUAACUCCAGAGCUUCUUUUAAAUUGCAGUGUGUAAAUGAAGCCUGGUGUAUCCAGAGAUGCAUUCAGGUCACCAGUGUUUAAGCAUUAUGCCGUUACUAAGAGAUACACACAUACAAGAGGUCUCAAGUUUGGAUUUUCUCCCCACACUGAUGAGGGUAUCAGAUAUUGUGUUGUUUUCCAUGUGAAAGCAUUUUUCUUGCAAAUGUCUCAGUUUACAUUUUUGAAUUAUUGGGUGUUAAGAAGGGAUUACUUUGUCCUUUUAUGUUUUGUAUUUAUACAGCUAAUUGCUUUAUUUAUUAAUUUAUAUUAGUGAUGGUGACUUUUUAUCAAUGUGACACUAGAAUUCAAAAAAAAAGAUGAGCAUGAUCAGAUAAUGGAUACCCACUGAUGUAGAUAACACACAAUUUAUCUUCUUGUGAGAUGAUCAGUGUCAUUUUGUGUGUGUUUUUGAAGUUACUUAAAAUGUUCUUUCUCUCUCUGUCGGAUUGUAAAUUGAAAAUAAGGUUUUAUCUGAGCAAGUCAAGACCCACAAAGUAUUUACAAAAGGAACUACACUGUAUGUAAAAAGUCCAUUUCUAAAAUAUUUUCUGUUUGUAUCAGGCAAAUUAAAUUAUUUAUUAAUUGAACUGAAUUUAUUCAUUCACUAUGUGAAUUCCAUUUCACCCUCUGUAGAAGCAAUAACAUGUUGACAAUCGAUGCCCAGACAGCGAUUCAUUAGUGCUGGACAUCAUGACAUCUUUGACCGGUGUGGUGACAGUGGAUCAUAUUUUACGUGACUGUUUUUCCUCCGAGGAAGAUUUUUUUCCAGUUGCUGUCAUAUCAAUGCUGCUUGUUGUUUUGGUACAUAAGUUUCAAAUUAAAAGCCUAUUCUGCCAUCAGAAACAUGUUUUGGUCAGGUUAAUACCUGGAUAGAUAGAAGAGGAAUUUACGUCUUGUGUCGAGUGUUAAACAGGAUAUGUCUCUUCAUCUGUUGCUCUGAAUAUUGAAACAUUAAUGCCAAUGAAUGUUGACAAGCCUGAUGAAUGAAGGAUUCCACUCUCACAAAUAGGACAUGUUACUAAUAUCUGUUACUGGGUGCCAAAAUCUUGUCCAAAAAAAGCAUGGCCUCAUAUUUUUCUUGCUUCUUGAUUCAUGAAUAGGGACAUUUUGUCAAAGUACUCCCAUGUUAAAUAAGCUUUUCCGAGAGGUGGUCACAGGAUUUAUGCAUCGUAGGUUUCACAGUUCUGUAUAACAACUUGUAAUUUAAACAGAAUUUUAUUAUUUUGAAGUUCUGUAAAGACGUUUUCAAGAUGUCUUUUUAUUUAUUAAUCCAAUUAUAUAAUACAUAAAAAUAACAAACAUAUAUUUGCCAUGUAAAGUUAUAGUGGAAUAAUGUCUUCCCGUGCAGAUAAUUAAGUCUCUCCGUCUGUGUGUGCUGUUAUCCGAUCAUUUUCGUUCUUUGUUGACAUAGCCGGGCCGGCCGUGUGUGCUUUUAAUGCAUGUUAGUGCAUAUGAGCCUGCUUCACUCUCUAACUCACGGCCGCCAUACUGCACUGCUCGCAUACAGUGGUUACAGCUGAUAACGCCGUCCUGACUGACGGCUGUGUUGCUUAAACGUAGCACCAACCCUCCGGUUCCCCCUCAGGUAAACACUGUUUGUUUAGCUCUGUCAGCACAUUUGUUGUUUGCACUGUUAGCUGAGAGCCGCCGACUCAGCUGUCAUCAUGUUGAGAGGUAGUAGAUUUGCUCCCAAUUUCGCUUUCAGCACCUUUAAGUAAAAUUCUGAAUGCUGGACUUUUACUGGCAAUGCAGUAUUUCUACACAUUGGUACAGCUACUUUUUCUUAAAGGAUCUGAAUAGGCUUCUUCUUUGACCACUGCACAGGCAUCACCACCAAUGUUGCAUUUCAAAUAAACAUAGUGCUGACAGUGUGAGGGAAUUCAGCACAGUUUUUUUGCAUAAUUUAGCUUAAAUAAAGGCUAUGAUUGAAGGUUUCAAGCCCGUUUCACCUCUGACCUGUAACCUACAUCACUGCAGCAAGGUGAGUAUGAAAACAUACAUAUUAUGCAGUUACAACAAUGCGUCUGUAACGUGAACCACAGUAACGCGUAGUAAGAAGCAGCCUUUCCGAGCACCACACAUGACAGACAUGCCGCCCAGCUGACAGCCAACAAGCCCUGAGUGAUGCCACACUGCAAGGAAAUG
This is a messenger RNA of Anarrhichthys ocellatus (wolf-eel), 6747 nucleotides long. It is a transcript of the gene megf11, whose product is annotated as multiple EGF-like-domains 11. Gene Ontology annotation, cellular component: membrane. The record is from RefSeq and is a predicted model, not a curated record. Gene Ontology annotation, biological process: heterophilic cell-cell adhesion. Gene Ontology annotation, molecular function: protein binding; scavenger receptor activity. Lineage: Eukaryota; Metazoa; Chordata; Actinopteri; Perciformes; Anarhichadidae. The transcript is spliced from 27 exons. The coding region runs from base 359 to 3745 and encodes 1128 amino acids.